This is a messenger RNA of Pocillopora meandrina, 4674 nucleotides long. The record is from the annotation of a GenBank genome assembly. NCBI's taxonomy places the organism in Eukaryota, Metazoa, Cnidaria, Anthozoa, Scleractinia, Pocilloporidae.
AUGUUGUGGAAACUAGCAGAAGGUGUUGGUUUGGAAGAUCUUGUGCCAAUACCAAAAGCACAGCCGGUAUGUAGUUGGGAAAUUUCUUUGUGUACUGUAGUCUCGCUGCUUGACAACGAAGUACUAGAUUGAGUUUUACUCUACGAUUUCCAGCAGUUAGGGAAAUAUUUUAGAUUCAAGAUUCUUUAAUUUAAAAAAGAAGGUUGUUAAUCAGCUAGCAAUAGGAAAAACAACGUGUUUCUGAAGCAAUAACUUGGGUAAAGGAAUAUUAGUGCCUGUUCCUCUUUUUGAUGUGAAGUUCAGUCUUUCUUGGUAAAUAUAGAUUGUUUAAAGAUGAAUGAGCAAACAACAGAACUCCAUAAGAUAAACAUUUCACUCAGUCGAGACAAAAAAAUGUUUUUGGUAACCUAUUUUUAAACUGAAGCAAAUGUUUUGAGAGUAAUUAGUCUCGUUGUGAUUGUUUAUUUGACUUUGGCCUCGAAGUUUGAAUUCUUUAAAAAAGUUUCAUUUAGAAGUUAUUGCUAGCUGCUUUAGUGUAAAACCCAGGAAACUGAACGAUUUCUCGUGAAUUAAGCCUAUAUACACCAGACUUUAAAAGAAAAAGGUAUCCGGUUGAAUCUCUAAAGUUUUACCAGGAUCUUUUUGGUAACAAGUAGACCUUAGUUGCGUUUAACACAGGUUCUUAAAGUUAAGUGAACGACAUUUAUCUGAUCUUCUUCUCGUUAUUCGCGCCGAAUCCUUACAAUCAGGGAUGAUGAUAAACCCGAAUGAAAUGUUGAAACGUCACAGCGCGGCUGCACGAAGUUAUUACCAAUGUACGCUUUUAAGGCUGUGUUUUCAGUGAACGCAAGAAAAGAACAGCAUUGAGUAAUUUUCUGCACCGGUUCACUUAAUUGUGUUUUCACGGAGUCGUUGAGCAAACGCAGUUUACUUCAGUGUUCGCUUGCAAUGUUUGGGACCGUAUGAAGCUAACAAAUGUUUUGCUUAUAUAAUAAUGUGACAACUUAGUUGUUUAAUCAAAUAGGGGAGAAUGAAAGCUUGACUCCUCAAAAAGUGAAACAUUAUUUGCACAAUAGCUUCCGCUGCAAAUAAAGCCCUCUUUGACGUAUUUUUCGGAUGCAAAUUUUAGUUUUAAUCUUACCACAGUAGCCCCAAUCUCUUGGGAAGGCACUUUUCGAUUAAGAAGAUUCCGCAAUUAUCUUUCUCUUAAAAUUGCUGAAUCUUUUGUGCAAUAAGUCUCUUGAGGAUAAUUUGGUCGCUUAAAUGACUGCGCGCUUUGUUUAUUUUCAUUUGCCUCUCAAAGUGUUUGUAAACAAUGUAAUACAAAGCUUCGAACAUAGCUUGUAUCUGCACACUGAAUGUAAACCGGCUCUAAAGCUUUGCGUUUCAACUUUCAGCUUCUUUCGGCGGUAAAUUAAUUAAAUUUUCCUAAUCAAGAUUUUGCUAGUUUAUCACGGAUCAGAGCUCUCUUUGCUCCACUGCGAACACUCAGCUAAGUAAAUGAAACAGUCGUUUAAAUUUGAAAUGCUUUCAAAGUCAGAGAGAGCUUGUAAAUAAUAGUCGACCACGUGUUUCAUCACACAUAGUAAUUCCAUUUCAAAUAUUCGUGAUGGGUUGACUUUUUUGACACAAAAAGGGUCGGAUAGUCGUCCAGCACAGACAUGACACGUUUGAAGGAUAAGGGACAACAAAUUACAAACCCUUGCGCUUUUCCAAUGAAUCUACGUUUUAAGGGAUACGACGAGGACAAAAAAAGAGCAUAGAACGCUUAGGAAGAAGUUAGACUUGAGAUAACGAGAAACACAUGGCGGAUGACAAACCAAAACCCUUAGGAGGUAUCGUUGCCGAUCUCUUUUGCAGAGUGAACGACUUAUUCCUUGUGUACCAGUCCCUCCUUGAAAACACAGAGAGGGACAGGACUGUUUCUCUGCAGAUGAGGCCUGCUUCAUAUGUAAAAAGCAACCUUUUUAUUCAAUGCAUAUCAUUAUAUCAUUUUGUUUUCAGGGCCGACAUUUUACUACCGGUCAUCGCAUAUUGGGCAGCAUGACUCCUGCUCUCGAUGCCAAAUACGCGCAAAUGACAUAUGGAGAGCACUAUAGAAAGGUAAGUCACGUACAAUUUGCCUUCCUUAAUUAGUGAGCAUUCCUAGGUUUUACGUGCGAGUCCUCAUGCGUGCAUGCGCACAGCUGCUAUAAAUGUAUUAAUGCAAAGUCUGACACCGUACUAGUGCCUAGCUUGCACGCAGGUUUGAAUCUCUGAGGAGCCUCAUGCACUUGCUCUGUGAUUGGUCCUAAGAAGUCAUCCCUUCUUCUCAAGUAAUCAUAUACUCAGAAAGAAACUAUUCGCGACGUGGUCACUCGCGUUUUUCCCGCGCUUGAGUUCAGCCACUUGUGUUCUCUUUGAGAGAUUUAGCCUUUUGUUACAUAAAACCUUAUUUUUUUGGACGUGAUAGUACUUUGAACACUCAGGUAACCAUUUGAACACAAGUUUUUGAUGAUUUUUCCAUAUGAAAAUGAAACGAAAGAAAAAGAGCUGCAACGGAGGAAAUCUCAUGUCUACCUUGAAAUUUCUAGUUAAAGGGGCAAAAAGCAACAACACUAAUCUGUCUUAAGAGAGGUUUUCUCCGUCGUUUGGUCCAGUAUUUGAGUGUAUCGCUAAUAAAAUGAGGGUUAGCGUUCCUUUAAGCUCUAAAAAAUCAUUUUUUAUUUUGUUAUUCUCAGAAAGUUGAAGCUGCUUUGAAGAGUGAGCGCCAGCGAUGCGCUGACGUUUUGAUCGAGCAGAAGAAAAAAGCUUCUGCGCAGAAGAAGUUAACACCGACAAUGAAAACACCAGUCUCCUCUCGAUUUGGAACAAGACCUCGGCCUCGAUAUGAUUUAAACGAAUUACGUCAUCAUCAGAGGAGAUGCGCAGCUUUGCUUUUCAGAGCAAGGGAACAAGGGGCCCAUAAAUUACCAGUUUUGGUAUGUUAACCUACGGGAAUUUAGUGUUAUUUUUCAGUCUUUGAAUCGCACUGCAUUUUCAUCCAUGUAUAUCACGACAGCCCCACCUUAAGGGGGGAGAGAGAGAGAGAGAGAGAGAGAGAGAGAGAGAGAGAGAGAGAGAAAAAAAAAAAAAUGUGUAGGAAACUACUUACCCUCCCCUCCUACUCCCUCAUUCUCCCGAUUAGUGUCCUUCGCAGCCCUUGUCUGGUCUCGUCAUGCAACGGGUUCUCUUCCCACCACGCCUAGAACGCGCUGCGUGAUGGGACCAAACGACUGCAGUGCAUGAGACCAGUGUGUGUCUGAUUGAAUAUGAACACGUGUUGUUCAUUUACAGGUCCAAUGGGCUCCCAAGCGACGUGAAAGUUAUUAUCUAAUGAGCGAACGGGUUUACAAUGAUCGUGUUUUGAUGAAGAUGAGGGCAGACGCGGGAGACAGCCCCCUUAACUUUGACUUCGCAAACACCGACGGUGAAACAGACAAUCUACAUGACUUCCAAAAAUUAAUAGAUAAAACUUCCAAGGACAUUAAGGGUAUGAGCUUUGAUACGAAGUUCCAAGAUUACGAUUAUGACUUCGGUGAAAAUGAAGAGGGAAAUAAACAAAUGACAACAAAAAAUGAAAAUGAACAAGAAAAUGAAAGAGGUAACGGAGGGAAAAGUCGGCGUAAGGUGGUGUUCAGUGAUCACGUGACGGAGUCCGACACCGACGCUAUCGACGCCAAGUCCCUCGCGCGCUCUAAGCGACGGGAACGGACACGAUUAAACAAGGGAUUGGACCCAAGUGAUAUCGACCUGAGUUUUGAUUCUGGAGAUGAGGUCUCGGAUGGAGAGUUCGACUCAGCAGGCGAUCAAGGCGCAGAUUCAACUGGCCUAAGACUAAGAGAUUCCAAAAAGUCAAGUCGUUCUAGGAAGUCUCAUAGAGGGUUGUCUAGUCCGGAUCUAUUAUCUCUUUUACAGGGAAACUCAGGCGACGACUACAGCAGCGAUUUUAUGUCUGACGACGAUUUAGAUGUAAAACAGUCUGGUGACGAGGGUGGAAUAGAGCUGACGGAAAAUGGGAACGAGGACCCAUCUGGAAAAAGGCUCCACAGAAAUAAACAUUGUAAACAUGCACUGAAACAAAAAGCACAAGAUUACUACAAUAAAUUACCCAAACUACUCAAAACAGCGGAGCUAAGGGCUAAGCUUCCAGUGAAAUCGAGAGAAACAAAAAUGAACAAAAUUGGCAGCGAAGUUGACCACACAUGCAUGGAGCAGCACAAGACGGCUUAUGACAGGGCCCUGGCCCUAGCUAGGUUUAGGUCUCUUCCAUUUAGUUACUCAUUUUUGUCCCGUGAAAUUAACAGAAUGCACUCGUUUUCGUAUUUUUCUGGCCUCCCUGGAAGCGAAAAACCACCGGAAGAUGAAGAACAGGGUGAUAAUAAGUUGCCGAAGAAGAAACAGGCGCAACCCUACCGAGGCGGAAGAGAGGCAAUUUUUGGUGAUAUAGAUAUGGACGAUUUUUACAACCAAGAAGAUGAACUCGUUUAUUAUGUUAAAUCCGAAGAGUUGAAGAAUGUCGUUGCAUCCACAACAACUGGCGAUGAGAGUAGUAGAGUUGAAGAUGAUAUUUCGUCUCGGUCAGGAACUACUUACACCUCGCGUUCUAACACUGUCAAACCUUACUCCACUCUGGAGUCAGAGAAUGAAUUGUGA